AUGGCAGAGCAAGUGCUUCAGGAAGCAUGUAUGGGAAGGAGGGAAUUUGAGCUCUUCAGGCAUCUAGAUGACGAUGGGUUGCCACAUGGAUUCUGUACAGUCACCUAUUCGUCGACAGACAGGUUUGAGGGAAACUUUGUGCAUGGAGAAAAGAAUGGUCGUGGCAAGUUCUUCUUUUUUGAUGGAAGCACACUGGAAGGGUACUAUGUUGAUGAUGCCCUGCAAGGCCAGGGAAUCUACACUUAUGAGGAUGGAGUAGCCCUUCAUGGCACAUAUGUGGAUGGAGAACUGAACGGACCAGCCCAGGAAUACGACAGUGACGGGCGGCUGAUAUUUAAAGGGCAGUAUAAAGACAACAUUCGACAUGGAGUUUGUUGGAUAUAUUACCCGGAUGGAGGCAGCCUUGUGGGAGAAGUGAAUGAAGAAGGGGAGAUGACUGGAGAGAAAAUAGCUUACGUGUACCCUGAUGGAAAAACUGCGUAUUCUGGAAGGUUCAUAGAUGGAGAAAUGAUAGAAGCAAAACUGGCAACUCUGACAUCUGUAGAGGAUGGGAAACCUCAAUUUGAAGUAGUACCAGGCAGCCCAGUAUACAGUUUUGACAAAUCUACUUCAUCCUGCAUUUCCACAAAUGCACUUCUUCCUGAUCCUUACGAGUCAGAGAGGGUGUAUGUUGAUGUCUCUCUCAUUUCCAGUGCUGGAGAAGGAUUAUUUUCAAAAAUAGCAGCAGAGGCUCGUACGGUUAUGUCCUUUUACAAUGGAGUGCGAAUUACACACCAGGAGGUAGACAGCAGAGACUGGGCCCUCAAUGGAAAUACAAUAUCCCUGGAUGACGAAACAGUUAUAGAUGUGCCAGAGCCCUACAACCACGCCGCCAAGUACUGUGCCUCACUGGGACAUAAGGCCAACCAUUCUUUCACUCCUAACUGCAUCUAUGACCCGUUUGUUCAUCCUCGUUUUGGGCCAAUCAAGUGUAUCCGUACCAUCAGGGCCGUGGAGAAGGAUGAAGAAUUAACAGUGGCUUAUGGAUACGAUCACAACCCUGUGGGGCAGAACGGGCCGGAAGCACCAGAGUGGUACCAGCUGGAACUGAAAGCUUUCCAGGCCGCCCAGCAAAAGUGAAAUGGAAGCUCCUUCUCAGUUCAGCAAACUGAAAUAGAAACUUGGAUCUAUGCACUACCUUUAUACUGAAAACUGGACAACCAGGGAUUGUUCAUGCUGUUGCAUCAUAACUUUGCAUUCUGUGUUAAGAGAUAAGUUUCUUGCAUACUAACUAGGUUUGACUGUGUUACUCAUAGCAGAUUUAAAAUUAGCUAGUGUUGCACCAGUCUGAUCUGGAGAAAUUAUUUAAUAUUCUAUACAAGACGUGAUAUUCUUUGGUAGCUUCUGCUUUUGCACCAUAUGCAAAGAUGCCAAAAGACUAGACAGAAAACUAAAAUGGGUAUAUCGUUCACUUUUAGUCGGCAGACUUAGUGUUGCUCUCUAUCUGCCUAGGCAUUAUUGUGCAACUGCAUUUUGCAUAUAUGCCACUUGUGGUGAUAACGGUAAUAUUUUGAUAUUCUCUAAUAGUAGCAUAAUUUUGCCUUUUUAAACCUUUGAUCUGAAUCUUGCAAUAGAGCAGUUUAUUUAUUAGCAUAUAGGAGGCUGGGUUUUUAACUCCCUUUUCCUCUUGUCUGAAUGUUGUUCUUUCUACAAGUCUUCUCUCACAGGAGAAAAUCCUUUCUAACUAGUGGAAAGGCUUUUGUGUGUAUGUGAGAGUGCCGUGUAUUGGUCUCUGUGGCUCUCUAAAUAGUUUUAGCAACAGGUCCAAAGCUAAUAUUUAUCUGGCCUUUAUGGCUGGCUUAUUUUAUUUAAUUUAUGAUUAUCACACGCAAAUCAAGCUGUUCUUUGCAUGAAGAUUUUUCUGAAAGGAGGAAAACAAUUUCAAUUUUUGAAGGACUUUCAGAAGUAUGUGUUCUGGAGAGCAAACUCAUCAACUGCAUUAGCAUCCGUGAGUUGGUUUGUGUAUCUCAUCUGUUAAAGUGGCCAAUUCUCAAGGCAAAAAUUCUAGCACUAAAUGCAAGCAUCUCAUAUGAAUUUGCGUAAAGGAAGUGUAUGUAUCUGAGGGCAGGCUGUAGUAUUUUUUUAAAGAGAUCUGUAUCUUUUGUAUGUGUUCACUUGACAAAGAAUAUGGCCUUAUAGCAAUCUUUCUGUUAGUACUGGUUUAAGAUGCAGUAAAUGAAUAUAGUGUGAGAAACCAAACUAAGUUUUUAAAAAUAUAGAUGUGAAAAGAUUGCUUUUGAAAGACAAACAAUGAAUGUAAAAACAUUACUCGCUGCUCAUUUAGAAAUGGCAGUUAAUCCAUAGCUCAGUUGCAGCCAGCAGUGGGGGCUUGUGAAUAUUCAUCUGCAGGGUUGUGUUCUGGGUUUUUUUAGGGGUAGGGGAGUUGUUCAUUAUUUGAAAUACUGUACCAGAAUUGCCUAAUGCUGUAGAAGAGAGAAACACGGUAUCAUCUCAGUAUACUAUGGCCCUUCUGGGGCUCUGACAUUCUCUUUUGGGUUAAGCAGCGUAGGAACAAUUUGAAUGCGUUUGCAACACUUUCUUCAAAUGUUUGUAGUUUAAGAAGUGUUUAUAUAUAUGUAACAUAAAAAAUUUGAAAGUUAGACCUACCUUUCUAUUGCAACACAUUCUGGUUGGUUGCUUGAACAGUUGGAGGUGUCUGGCUCUCUGGAGAGCUAGACUUGAAGAAUGUGUUGGGUUGGUGCACAUAAAUGGAAGGAUGAGGCUGCUAUUUUAUGCAGCCUGAGAAAUCCUUGCUUUGGUACAUGUACAAAGUUACGGAAUUAUGAUUAAGGACCUCUCUAAUUUGGGGCUCUGUUUAGUUCUUGCAACUGUUUGAUCCACCAAGCUUUUUCAACGCUUCACCAUUUAAGCUUGCACAGAAGCUACUCUGUGUGUGUGCGAGCUGUGGGCGCAAGUGGGCUCUCCCAGCAGUGAUCUGAAUGUGAGCUUUGUCAGAGCCCACCUCCGCGCUCUGGAGGCUCCGGCCGCGGCUCCGCUCCUCGGCAGCGGCAGGGGGCCGA
This is a messenger RNA of Struthio camelus australis, 3059 nucleotides long. It is a transcript of the gene SETD7, whose product is annotated as SET domain containing 7, histone lysine methyltransferase. Gene Ontology annotation, molecular function: protein binding; histone H3K4 monomethyltransferase activity; chromatin binding. The record is from RefSeq and is a predicted model, not a curated record. NCBI's taxonomy places the organism in Eukaryota, Metazoa, Chordata, Aves, Struthioniformes, Struthionidae. Gene Ontology annotation, cellular component: nucleus; chromosome. Gene Ontology annotation, biological process: regulation of DNA-templated transcription; heterochromatin organization; peptidyl-lysine monomethylation.